CAGGCCUGAGGUCUGGAGCCGGGAAGAGCAGGGAUGAAAGGAAGUGGCAUGAGCCAUGAGCCCAAGUCCCCUUCACUAGGAAUGCUUUCCACCGCGACCAGGACCACCGCCACCGUCAACCCCCUCACCCCCUCGCCGCUCAAUGGCGCCCUGGUGCCCAGCGGCAGCCCCGCCACCAGCAGUGCGCUGUCGGCCCAGGCCGCGCCGUCUUCCAGCUUUGCCGCUGCGCUGCGCAAGCUCGCCAAGCAGGCAGAGGAGCCCAGAGGGUCUUCACUGAGCAGUGAGUCGUCCCCCGUGUCCUCUCCAGCCACCAAUCACAGCUCCCCUGCCAGCACGCCCAAGCGCGUGCCCAUGGGCCCCAUCAUCGUGCCCCCCGGGGGCCACAGCGUCCCCAGCACGCCCCCCGUGGUGACCAUCGCCCCUACCAAGACCGUCAAUGGCGUCUGGAGGAGCGAGAGCCGGCAGGACACCAGCUCUCGGGGCAGCAGCAGCGGUCGAGAACGCCUCAUCGUGGAGCCCCCACUUCCCCAGGAGAAGACGGGGGGCCCGGCCAUUCCCUCCCACCUGCUCAGCACCCCCUAUCCCUUUGGCAUCUCCCCCAGCUCGGUGGUGCAGGACUCCCGAUUCCCACCACUCAACCUCCAGCGGCCUGUGCACCACGUGGUGCCCCCCAGCACGGUGACCGAGGACUACCUGAGGAGCUUCCGGCCCUACCACACCGCCGAGGACCUCCGCAUGUCCUCCCUACCUCCCCUCGGCCUGGACCCUGCCACUGCUGCUGCCUACUACCACCCCAGCUACCUGGCUCCGCACCCCUUCCCCCACCCGGCCUUCAGGAUGGACGACUCCUACUGCCUGUCCGCCCUGCGGUCCCCCUUCUACCCCAUCCCCACCCCCGGCUCCCUGCCUCCGCUGCACCCCUCGGCCAUGCAUCUUCACCUCUCCGGGGUCCGCUACCCCCCGGAGCUGUCCCACUCGUCCCUGGCGGCACUGCACUCGGAGCGGAUGGCCAGCCUCAGCGCCGAGAGGCUGCAGAUGGAUGAGGAGCUGCGGCGUGAGCGGGAGCGCGAGCGGGAGCGGGAGCGCGAAAGAGAACGGGAAGCUGACCGGGAGCGGGAGAAGGAGCGCGAGCGGGAGAGGGAGAAGGAGCGCGAGCGGGAGAAAGAGCUGGAACGCGAGCGCGAGAAGGAGCGGGAGAGGGAGCUGGAGCGCCAGCGGGAGCAGCGGGCCCGAGAGAAGGAGCUGCUGGCCGCCAAGGCGCUGGAGCCGGCCUUCCUGCCUGUGGCUGAGCUGCACGGGCUGCGUGGCCACGCCUCCGAGGAGCGGGUCAAGUCCGCGGAGCAGCUGACCCCAACCCGAGCAGAGAAGCUGAAGGACGCGGGCCUGCAGGCGCCCAAGCCUGUGCAGCACCCCUUGCACCCGGCACCCGCCCCCCAUCACGCUAUGCCCGGCCUCCUCUCCAACCACGGCAUCUUCUCUCUGCCGGGCAGCAGCGCCGCCACGGCCCUGCUCAUCCAGCGCACCAACGAGGAGGAGAAGUGGGUGGCGCGGCAGCGGCGGCUGCGGCAGGAGAAGGAGGACCGGCAGUCGCAGGUGUCGGAGUUCCGGCAGCAGGUGCUAGAGCAGCACCUGGACAUAGGCCGGCCGCCGGUGCCCACAGAGCCCGAGCACAGGCCCGAGAGCGCCAGGCCGGGACCAAACCGUCAUGAGCCGGGUAGCCGAGACCCCCCGCAGCACUUUGGCGGGCCCCCGCCCCUCAUCUCGCCCAAGCCCCAGCACCACUCCGUGCCCACGGCCCUCUGGAACCCGGUGUCCCUGAUGGACAGCACCCUGGAGACACGGCGGGCCCCCGAGAGCCACCCUCUGCACAGCCACCCUGCCCUGUUUGAGCCCGGCCGCCAGGCGGCAGUCCCGCUGGUGAAGGUGGAGCGGGUCUACUGCCCAGAAAAGGUGGAGGAAGGGCCCCGGAAGCGCGAGGCCACCCCCCUGGACAAGUACCAGCCGCCUCCACGGGAGGCAGGGAGCCUGGAGCACCAGGCCUUUCCUCACGGGCCUGGGCCCUUCCUGGCCGAGCUUGAGAAGUCCACCCAGACCAUCCUGGGCCAGCAGCGGGCCUCCCUCGCCCAGCCACCCCCCUUUGGGGAACUCACUGGACCGCUGAAGCCGGGCUCACCCUACCGGCCCCCAGCACCACGCGGCUCUGACCCCGCCUACAUCUUUGAUGAGUUCCUGCAGCAGCGCCGGAGGCUGGUCAGCAAGCUGGACCUGGAAGAGCGCAGGCGGCGAGAGGCCCAAGAGAAAGGAUACUACUACGACCUGGAUGACUCCUAUGAUGAGAGUGACGAAGAAGAGGUCAGGGCCCAUCUCCGCUGUGUGGCCGAGCAGCCGCCCCUCAAACUGGAUACAUCCUCCGAGAAGCUAGAGUUUUUGCAACUUUUUGGCUUGACCACCCAACAGCAGAAGGAGGAACUGCUGACCCAGAAGCGGAGGAAGCGGCGGCGGAUGCUGAGAGAGAGAAGCCCAUCGCCCCCGACGAUUCAGAACAAGCGGCAGACGCCUUCACCGAGACUGGCCCUGUUCACCCGCUAUAGUCCUGAUGAGAUGAACAACAGCCCCAACUUCGAAGAGAAGAAGAAGUUCCUGACCAUCUUCAACCUGACCCACAUCAGUGCCGAGAAGAGGAAAGACAAAGAGAAACUUGUCGAAAUGCUCCGUGCCAUGAAGCAGAAGGCACUGUCAGCGGCAGUGGCAGACUCUCUCAGGAGCUCUCCGAGGGACAGUCCUGCCGUCUCCCUGAGCGAACCAGCCACGCAGCCAGCCUCUCUGGAUAUGGAAAAGCCGGUGGGUAUUGCUGCUUCCCUGUCGGAUGUCCCAAAGGCCACGGAGCCUGGGAGACUGGAACAGCUCCGGCCACAGGAACUAUCUCGAGUCCAGGAGCUGACUCUUGCCAGCGGCGAGAAGGCCAGGCCGCAUGAGGCCCCUGGGGGCAAGAAGAACCUGAGCAUGAUGCAUUACAUCAGGGGCCCCGCCCCCAAGGACAUUCCCGUGCCACUGUCCCACAGCAUCAACGGGAAGAGCAAGUCGUGGGAGCCCUUCAUGGCAGAGGAGUUUGCACAUCAGUUCCAUGAGUCCGUGCUGCAGUCCACGCAGAAGGCCCUCCAGAAGCACAAAGGGAACGUAGCCGUGCUGUCUGCAGAGCAGAACCACAAAGUUGACACGUCCAUCCACUACAACAUUCCUGAGCUGCAGUCCUCCAGCCGGCUCCCUCUGCCCCAGCACAACGGGCAGCAGGAGCCCCCGGCCGUGAGGAAGGGCCCCCUCACACAGGAGACGGACCAGGACUCGGAAGAGGAAGAGGAGGAGGAGGAUGGAGAAGAGGAUGACGAGGAACCCCCCAGGCGCAAGUGGCAAGGGAUUGAGGCAAUUUUUGAAGCUUACCAGGAACAUAUAGAAGAGCAAAAUCUGGAGCGGCAGGUGUUACAGACGCAGUGCAGACGGCUGGAGGCCCAGCACUACAGCCUCAGUCUCACAGCAGAACAGCUCUCCCACAGCAUGGCGGAAUUGAGGAGCCAGAAACAGAAGAUUGUCUCAGAAAGGGAGCGAAUCCAGGCGGAACUGGAUCACUUCCGGAAGUGCCUUGCGUUGCCUGCAUUGCAUUGGCCUAGGGGUUACUUUAAGGGAUAUCCUAGGUGACGGUUUCCCUUGCACUAGGCUGAACCUAUAGUAUAGAAAUAUUAUCUAUUUUAUUACCUUGAAUAUUUAAUAUUUUUCACUGGGAGGUUUGAAGCUUAAAAAAAUAAUAAUAAAGAAUGUGCCAUGCAUGAAGCAAAGGAUUCCAGACUCCAGAAAAAGAACGAACUCACCUUGACUUCAAUGCAACUGAAUCACCUUUGUAAUUCAGCGAGCAACCAAUGUAGGACGUCGCCCAUAUAUUUUUUUAAAAGGCAAUUUUAUUCUUUCUUUCCCCAUGUCACCGUCUUAAAAUCUGAAAAUGAAGGCUCCAUUACCAACACUAAAACUUUUAUCAUUUAUAGCCCCUGGGUGCAUAAGAUUGGAUCAAACCGCUUGUGUUCUAUUUCUUGUGUUGCCAUAUUACUAGGCCUGAUGACCCAAGUUUGCUUUUGCUGCAGCAUAGGGUUGGUCUCAUCCCCCCCCCCCACGACUGAGACCUGCUUCAGCUGAAUGAAGGUGGGGUGCAUUUUAAGUGAAGGGCUUGUUUUGGUUACUUUUCUGCAAAAUUUUCUUCAAAGCAACAGUACUAAAAGCCUCGCUGAUAUAGCAGGCUUUUCCCUGGAAAAGCUCUUACCUAAAGAUAACGCAAAAUCGACACCCUGAAGGUACCUUUUUUAUUACUCCAUGGGGGAGGGGGGAGUGUACAGAGCUCUAUGUAUACAUACAUUCACACCCACUAAAUUGUUGCUGCGGUGGGGGUGUUUUCAUACAAACAAAUUUUGAGAGAAAAGUCAAAGGUGCUUCAGCCUUGUACUGUGUAUAUAUAUUAAAAAACAAAGUUUUGUAUGUUUUUAUUACUUUAAUUAUUGUUAUAAAAGGCCUGCCAUUUUUAAUAUGUGGUUUUGGGGGAUUUCUGUUUGUUUUCCUGUUUUGGGGUUUUGUGUUUUGUUUUGUUUUUUGUUUUUCUGGGCAAAAAAAAAAAACACAAAAAAACUUGCUUUUAGUGUUUGUACUGCUGCUGGUCAGGACAUUAAAUAUUGAAGUGUUUUUAAAAAUUAAAGAAGAAGAAAAGUUAAAAGAGCUUACCACUGGCGCCUAUGCGAUCACUUCAUUUUUGAGUUGCACCAGAAAAUGAUGUAGAAAGCCAUGCGUUACUUCUUACCUCCUCCUCUACCCCCUCCCCCCAGCUCUGGACAGCAAGUAGCAGUUAUACCUAGUUGCUAUCAGUGAGGAGGGGCUAGUCUAUGGUGAACAAGACAGAUACUGGGUGUGCACCUAUGCAUGCACCUACAGACAUGGGGCUUUUUGUAAAAGAACCUUUCAGGAAGUGAGCAGUUUCUGUGAUAGAAUUCUAAGGUGUCUUACAGCAGUCUGAGAACAGGUGCAAAGUAGAAACUCUAGAGGCUUUAUUUAGAUGCAAAGCUUUGUAAAAGCCUAAAAGUAGGAUAAACAAUGUCAGAGCUGAACAACUCCUCCUCUUGAACUGACUGUGACAAGCACAGGAGCAGCUAGAAACUGAGAUAAUCAGAUCAAUGCAAAGCAAUGGGGAAAUUUUUCCUUCUUGUCCCAGUUAACUGCUCAUUCAGGCAGGGUUUAAUCUAGAUCAAGCAAGUAUCUCUUGCCUGAAUGGGCUUGAACCAGAGGCCAAAGCAGCCAGUGGUUGGUCUGCCAGGGGAGAGGGGAUGAGAGGAGGUCUGAGCGUGAUCACGCCUUCCCUUUACCCAGGGGAAGGGCUGGCUGACCUUCAUGAAGGCUACUCACUGUGAUCAGUGGCCGCACCCUCAGCCCCAGACCUUAGCUGUGCAGAACAGCUUGCUGGCAGAUGGCAUUGUGUCGCUUUAUCUGUUCCCACACAGUUUGCUUUGUAUGUCUGCCAAGAAUCUUCCAGUUAUUAGCAAACUCAGACAAAAAGUGCCGCCAGUAUUAUCAGCAGUCAACAAGCGCCUUCCUCUCCACAGAAACGAUUUGACGAGAUCUAAGGGCUGUUCUGUGGGCCUCCCCUGCAAAGACAUUGAGAGAUCAACAUGUUCCACAGGUGGGGACAGGUGUUUAGAGGGAACGCUAUUGCCAACAAUCAGGGCAAAAUGUCACUGAAUUUCUCUCUUUAAAAUCUGCUUGCUGCUUCUGGUCUGAAAGCUUAAGAGCUACAUCUUAGCACUUCACUCCCAGUCCUCCUUUGCCAUCACAGAAUGUCUGAGUACUAGUACUUUUGCUGAUCAGCUUUGGUAAUGGCCUUGGCUUAGAGAAAGAAAAAUGUAGAUCUAAUAACUUGAUGGGAAAGAAAAGCAGAGCCCCAUUCCUCCUCCAGCCCAGAGGAGCUCCCUUGGUCGGGUUUGUUUAGUUGUCAGGGAGGACGUCCCUGAGCAGUAAUAACUGCUUUCCUCCUUCCCAUUGAAAACGCCCCUAUCACCCUGCACUUGAGCUUCUCUCUCACUCCGCCACACGUCUCUGGAGAUCUCUGAAUAUUCUUGGGUUUAAGAAGUAAAAUGACAAUCAGAGAAUAAAUAUACACCAGGAAAGGCAGCAUAAUAAACUAAGAAAAAGGUAAAGUGUCUUUUGAAAACAAAUGCACCACUAAGACACAGUACCCAAUAAUGGUUUUUCCAUCCAAUAAUUAGUUCUAAAAUCUUAAAACACAUUUUCAUCUCAUCUAAUUUUUCUUUUCAGUUUGGGCUUAAAAAUGGACAAAUAUGCGCUCUCUGAAGGUUUUGUUCAGCUAUUUCACACUGAGUGUAGAAGACAAAGCUCAGAAGAACACCGAACUUGCUCUAGAAUUGAUUUUGCAACCUGUCAGUCCUCCAUGGCCUCACGUGCUUCCUACAGCACCGGCAGGAGACGGCUGUGUUGUUAAUUUGUGAGGGACACCUUCCAAAGCCGAAUCCCCAGCUUCGCAUUUAAUCAAAUAUUUAGGGACAAACCAGAGCGUUCCUCAAAACCUGGAUCUACACACCUGAUCAUUUGAAAAUGAAUAGGUUCUCCGUUUCAUAUAAUCAGAGCCAAACUGACAGUGAAAACAUUUCAUGAUAUAAUCCAUUAUCUAAGAUAAAUGGCAAGGUAGGAUUUUCAACAGUUCAGUCUAUAUAUUCUAAAGGAAGUAAAACACUAAAUUGGCAUUAAUAUUCUAUUAGAUAAUACCCUUAAAGAAACUCAAAGAAUAUUCAAAGGAGCCCACACUUCAGCAGUAAAGAAUUAUAAUACAAGAAAUCUUAAGUUUGUACAUGGAACGGUAUUUCCUAAAUGCUGCCUAAUCUCAAAAAUUACAUCAAGAUACUCCCUUCCCCUCUGAGCCAUGUGUUUUUUAAAGUGUAGAAAAUUCCAAGGAUCCACCACAAGAUGGAGAUGAUCAGCACAAGCCGAUUCUGUUACUCUUAAAUAAGUGUAUAUUAGCCAUUUAGCAGCAAUCCCUAUACUCUUUCAAGUAACCAAGCUAUUGACUUUCUUACUACUUGCAGUAGCCUGUCCCCAACUUUUGAUCCAGCACUUAACUUAAACUCCUUAACUCUGCCUAGACCUGAGGAAGACCAUGCUAAUUGGUUGUGUUACUUUGUACGUACCCUGUGUUUAAUUGCUAGAACAGUAAACCAGUACAUGGGAGGGAGGAGGAACAGUGCCUCGGUCACUCUGGGGGCAGUUUAGAUGCUGUGAAAUUAAACCUGUUCUAAGUGUACUUGUUUGAAUUAAUUGUAUUGUAAUAUUAUUUGUUGAAUGUAGUAAUUAGGUAUUUAUGAAUAUAUUGCUGUAAUUUCUGACAACAUCCAAAAAAAUAAAAUCUUCCUAAAUCA
This is a messenger RNA of Eptesicus fuscus (big brown bat), 7454 nucleotides long. RefSeq names its product Gse1 coiled-coil protein (gene GSE1). The record is from RefSeq and is a predicted model, not a curated record. Bases 34 to 3693 code for a protein of 1219 amino acids. NCBI's taxonomy places the organism in Eukaryota, Metazoa, Chordata, Mammalia, Chiroptera, Vespertilionidae. The transcript is spliced from 16 exons.